Messenger RNA from Megalops cyprinoides (Indo-Pacific tarpon), 3381 nucleotides. RefSeq names its product GDNF-inducible zinc finger protein 1 (gene gzf1). The coding region runs from base 77 to 2785 and encodes 902 amino acids. The record is from RefSeq and is a predicted model, not a curated record. NCBI's taxonomy places the organism in Eukaryota, Metazoa, Chordata, Actinopteri, Elopiformes, Megalopidae. Gene Ontology annotation, molecular function: RNA polymerase II cis-regulatory region sequence-specific DNA binding; protein binding; DNA-binding transcription factor activity, RNA polymerase II-specific. Gene Ontology annotation, cellular component: nucleus. The transcript has 6 exons. Gene Ontology annotation, biological process: regulation of transcription by RNA polymerase II.
GGAAAUACUCUCAGAGAGUCGGAUUGCUGCAUUUGUGUAGUGCUGCCAUUUUACCGAGCUUACGACACGUGGAAACAUGAGCAACUCUGUCGUUCAGCUGAUGUCAAAGGUGUAUCAUGAGAAUUUGCUGGGGGAGAUGCAACAGCUGAGGCUCAUGGGAAGUCUCUGUGAUGUCACUGUCCAGGUGGACUUCCAAGGGGAGCUAGAAGAGUUUGAGGCUCACCAGGUGAUGCUCGCUGCUUCUAGUGGGUACUUUAAAGGGCUUCUGCUGGGCAAAGAUCCACCCACAAAAAUAUUCCUGGAGACUGUGCCAACAGCCGAUUUUGCAAAGUUCUUAGAGUUUGUGUAUACUGCUAAGCUGGAAGUAGAAAAAAUUAGGACUGGUGAUAUUCUACAAAUGGCAAAGCUGUUAGAGUGCCGGGAUCUUAUAGAAGCGUGUAAAAGGGUAAGCGAGCCUACAGAUGCCGAUGCAGAUGGUUCUGGCGCAUCACAGAGGGACCAUGUGGUACAGGGUAGCGAAUCGUCUGAAAACUUGCAGCAUAACAUCACACCAGAGCUGGAGUUUCUAACAGACGGCUUUGGACAGGAAACAUCUGAUGGGGUAGCGGCUUUGACUGAGAAAUCCAGCCCCUCAAAAAGGGCAGAAAAGAAGAAAGAGGCAAAAAUCGCGGCGCCAAGCAGGAGGCUAAGCAACAGGUUAGCAGGCCGCAAAGUGUUUGUGGAGAUUCCCAAGAAGAAAUAUGUGAGGAAGCUGAAGGACCAGCGGAAAGCGCCCAAGAGUUUGGGCGGGCAGGAGUCUGCUGAGAAGAUCCAGGAAGAGAAAGGAUCGCAAGAGCCUCUGGUCUGGACAGAGGAGGUUUUGGAAAGCACAGGAGGAGCAGGGGCUGAGGCGCUGGAGGAGACGUCGGAAAUCCCCGAUCUGGAAGACCAAGAAAUGCCGUUGGAAGACGACCCUGCCACCUCAGACCUCCAGGCCCAGAAGGAGGAGGAAGAGGAGGAAGAGGAGGACAAGGAUGCAGACGAGAGGGGAACCAAGAGGAAGAGGAACGGGCAGUUCAAGUGCGAAAAGUGCCUGCGCUCCUUCCACUACGAGAAGAGCUACCUGAAGCACAUCAGUGUCAGCCACGGCGUCCAGCCCGAGGUGACCUACCGCUGCAGCACCUGUGGCCAGACCUUCGCCAACCGCUGCAACCUGAAGAUCCACGAGCGGCAUGUGCACAGCGACGAGCGCCUCUUCCCCUGCGACGUCUGCGGCAAGGCCUUCAAGCGCAAGAAGGACGUCAAGCGCCACUGCCGGCAGGUGCACGAGGGCGGUGGCGAGAGGCACUUCUGCCCCGUCUGUGGGAAGUCCCUGAGCUCCAAAACGGCCCUGGUGCUUCACCAGAGGACCCACACGGGCGACAGGCCCUACGAGUGCCCCGACUGCAACGCCAAGUUCUCCCAGAGCUCCGCGCUCAAGACACACCGCAGGACUCACACUGGUGAGAAACCUUUCUCCUGUGACCAGUGUGAUGCUCGGUUCACACAGAACCACAUGCUGUCUUACCACAAACGAUGCCACACAGGAGAGAAGCCCUAUAUGUGUGAGAACUGCGGGAAAAGCUUUGCAUCCAAGGAGUACUUGAAACAUCAUGCCAGAAUCCACUCUGGAUCCAAGCCAUACAAGUGCGAAAUCUGUGAGAGGGCAUUUGCCCAGAGAAACUCGCUCCAUCAGCACAUGAAAAUACACACAGGUGAGAGGCCAUACAGCUGUGAGGAUUGUGGGAAGCAGUUCACCCAGCUGAACGCCCUUCAGCGGCACCACCGCAUCCACACCGGGGAGAGGCCGUACAUGUGCAUGCUCUGCAGCCGCACCUUCACCGACAAGUCCACCGUCAGGAGGCACACCAUGACACACGACAAAGACACUCCGUGGAAGAACUACCUGGUGGUUCUCGAAGGGAACGUGGAGAGCAGCCACAAGAGGAUGAAACGCGCGGGCGCCAGCGAGAAGGAGGAGCAGGAAAGGGCCGCGGGGGCAGAGGGCGCUGAGGACACCGCGGGGGAGCAGAAGGGAGACAAGGGAGUAAAGCUGGUGGAGGAGGAGGCGGCGACGGUGCAGGUGGAGCCUGUCACCAUCUCAGGAGACUGGAGCGCCCCUGGUCCAGGCGCUAUAGCCCUGCUGAGCCACACUGCCCUGGGGGGCUUCACGGUCAUCCAGACCGACCUGCCGGGAACCCAGCUCCAGCCCAUUGUAAAUACAGACUCUACCGGCACCACCAGCACACAGGUGAUCUCCCUGGAGACCCCUGCCAUGGCCGUUCCCGUUCAGGUCCCGGUGUCAGUCCCAGUCUCAGUUUCGGUUUCCGCUCCCCUCUCUGUUCCGGUUUCCCUCCACGUUCCCGUUUCGGCUCCCUUUUCCGUCCCCGUCUCGAUCUCCCUGCCCGUUCCCGUUUCGGCCUCCCUCUCGGCUUCCGACGUGGCUCCGCUUCCAGGUUCCGAUUCCACGCCGCUUCCCGUUCCCGUUCCAGCCUCCGUCUCCGUCUCCGUGUCCGACCCGGCCGCUCCUCUCGCUGUUCCCGGUGCCCUGCCCAUCUCUGUGUGCAGCCCUGUCUCUGCUGAGGUCUGCGUUUCGGUGCAGUCCUCGGAGCUCGAUGCGGUCACAGAUCACACCCCCUGCAUCACCUCAGACCCCACUCCCACGGUGGGCGGCCAUCUUGCCGUAAGCGAGGACGUCACUGUGGAGGCUAUAGCUGUGGAGACCAUGGAGGUCUCCUCUGAAAAUGCGCCUGACGCAGCAGUGUAGAUUGUCUAACACGUAUGUAUACAUUGGUUUGAUUCUGUUUAAUUCAUAUGUGAAAGCAGCUUUAGCUGGUUACCUCACCUUCUCUUACGCAAUGUAAAAAAAAAAGUAGCUUCUCAGUCUUCUACUCUUGUUUUAAUACAGAGCAAUUUAAUGGAUAAAAUUAUGAGCUUUAAUUUUUCAAGAUGCCAGAGAUGUUAUUUUUUUGAGCUGUGACUGCAAAAGGACCACAAAUCAUUGACAUAUGGUCAUACAUUGGAAGUAUUUAUUACAGAGGACACUAAAACCACUCUGUGCAUACCUCAGUCACUCUGUCAAAAGGUUGCAGAAAGGCAGUGAGGUUUUUAGCUUCUUAACUUAAACUUUAAUCUGUAACUUGCAGCGCUGUUUCUGUGCUGCUUCACAUAAUACACAUUUAAGAUGUCCGCAUUUUAAACUUGUAUCAAUGGCAUUAUCAGGACCAUGUUAUUUUGUGCUCGUCUCUUAUCUAAUUCUGCUGCAGUUGUAGUUCUUGCCAGGUGUUGAAGGUGCUGAGAGGAUUCCUCUCCAUUGUGGAACAGGAAGUCAUUCCCAUACUUUCAUUCACCCCUUAUGCAUGC